Tauraco erythrolophus (red-crested turaco) is the source of this 1055-nucleotide messenger RNA. The record is from RefSeq and is a predicted model, not a curated record. NCBI's taxonomy places the organism in Eukaryota, Metazoa, Chordata, Aves, Musophagiformes, Musophagidae.
UUUUUGAUGGUGAAUCUGUGAAGCACUACAGGAUCAGAAAGCUGGACGAAGGAGGCUUUUUCCUAAGCAGAAGGAAAACUUUCAAAACUCUGAACGAGUUUGUUGACUAUUACAGUAAGAACAGCGAUGGCCUCUGCGUGGCGCUUGGAAAGCCAUGCCUAAAGGUACAAAUUCCUACUACUUUUGAUUUGUCGUAUAAAACUGUCGAUCAGUGGGAGAUAGACCGACAAUCUGUGAAACUGUUGAAAAAAUUAGGAUCUGGUCAGUUUGGUGAGGUAUGGGAAGGACUGUGGAAUAAUACCACCCCCGUGGCAAUCAAAACAUUAAAACCAGGUUCAAUGGAUCCAAAAGACUUUCUGAGGGAGGCACAAAUAAUGAAGAACUUAAGACAUCCAAAGCUUAUACAGCUUUAUGCUGUUUGUACUUUGGAGGACCCAAUUUAUAUUAUUACCGAGCUGAUGAGAUAUGGAAGUCUUCUAGAAUACCUUCAAAAAGAUGCAGGCUCCCAGAUCUCCCUGCCACAUCAAGUAGAUAUGGCUGCUCAGGUGGCUUCCGGGAUGGCUUACCUUGAAUCCCAGAACUAUAUCCAUCGGGACCUGGCAGCCAGGAAUGUUCUUGUUGGUGAACACAGUGUUUACAAAGUAGCAGACUUUGGACUUGCAAGAGUUUUUAAGGUAGAAAAUGAAAACGUAUAUGAAGCUCGGCCUGAAACCAAGCUCCCAGUGAAAUGGACAGCUCCGGAGGCAAUCCGCUACAACAAAUUCAGCGUUAAGUCAGACGUCUGGUCAUUUGGAAUACUUCUGUUCGAAAUAAUCACCUACGGGAAGAUGCCUUAUGCUGGUAUGCCAGGACACCAGGUGAUCCAGAUGCUGGACAAGGGGUAUAGACUUCCUCAGCCAGACACCUGCCCAGCUCCACUCUACGAGCUGAUGCUGCAGUGCUGGAGCGCAGAAGCAGACAGGAGGCCCACCUUCGAGGCCAUCUGUGGGCAGCUGGAGUGCUACUUUGAGACCGACUCCUCUUCCUACGCCCACGUCCAGUCCAUGGUGAAAUGA